Salpingoeca rosetta is the source of this 4399-nucleotide messenger RNA. RefSeq lists its product as uncharacterized. The coding region runs from base 335 to 3646 and encodes 1103 amino acids. The record is from RefSeq and is a predicted model, not a curated record. The transcript is spliced from 3 exons. NCBI's taxonomy places the organism in Eukaryota, Choanoflagellata, Craspedida, Salpingoecidae.
UUGUGUUGCAUUGGCCUCUGCAUGGAUCACCUGCUCCGCUCCGCUCUCAUAUGCGUGUGUGUCUCUGUGUUCUGUGUGCGCUUGACACAAUUCGUUCAUUUACCGUAGGUGCUUGGUGCGCUGUGUUGGUGGUGCUACAUUAUUGGCUUGCAGCCGCUCUGCCGCUGGCUUGACCAACACUCCCCACACUUGAAUGUGUGUGUGUGUGGGUGCGUGAAGCAUAUGGUGCUGCGCUGCAGGACAUCUUGUCGUUGGCCAACCCCCAAGCUUCCAGCACCCAAGCUAGCCAUUUCCUCACUUUGACGGACAUCCCCAAACUCAACAACGCCACGGCAUGGACGGCCCAAGCGAAGAAGACGACAGUGCCAAGCAGCAACAGCAAGACGGGCAGCAACACAGACGGAGCGGCGCAGAUGUCCUCCAUGACGCACAUGCACAACAUGCACACCACCAAGGACAGCAAGGACAGCACGAGCAACAAGGACAGCAUGGACAGCAAGGACAGCAUGGCCAGCUAGCCGGACUGGUUCCCCACCCCGUGCUGGCACCACACCUACAGCAACAGCUCCAGCUUCAGCAACAGCAACAGCUACAACAACAGCAGCAGCAACAGCAACAGCUACAAGCACACUUGCUUCAACCAGCACCGCUCGGCGUGCCCCCAUCCAUCGUGCCCCCGGCAAUCGUGCGUUCUCAGGCGCCACAGCUGCAACCACACCAGCACUUGCCGUUUCAUCAUCAUCAACAGCAACAACAGUUACAGCAACAAGUACAGCAACAGCAACAACAACAACAACAACAACAACACCAACAACAACACCAACAACAACAACAACACCAACAGCUCUUGCUGCAUCACCUACAACAACAGCAACAACAGUUGCUGCUGCAGCAGGUGCAGCGCGGAAAUCAACUACCACAACAGCAUCAACAACAACAUCAACAGCAGCAUCAGCAUCAGCAUCAGCAUCAGCAUCAGCAUCAGCAUCAACAGCAACAUCAACAGCAGCCGCACGGGUUUGGCUUUACCGCAUUCUCCCCAUUUGGCCAAUUCCAUGGUCAAAUGAGGGGCGCCUUGGGCGUCUUGACAAGCAGACGAGGGAGUAUGCCUGGGUCGCAUCAGCUGCCGUACUACGCCAUCCCUCCGUCCAUGCAACCGCCAACCCAGCACCAGCCACCAGCGUGGGCUCAAAUGGACCCUCCAUUUGCCUCCAUGAACCCAUCUGCAGCAUUUCCGCCCUUUGGUGAUGGCGGCGGCGGCGGCGGCGGGGAUGGUGGUGGUGGUGGGUUGACUGCGCCCAUGGACCAAGCCAGCAUACCACAUCAACAGCAGCAGCCGCACCGCCCAUUGCCAAGCACGGCACAACUGGCUGGUCCACAACUAUCACAAUCACAAUCACAACAACAGCAGCAACAGCAGCAUGGUGACUCUCCUCCUGGUGGCCAAAACACCCAGCAGCUGCACUCCUCCUCCUCAUUGUUGGAGAAAAAUGCCACAGAAGACGGCGGAGGCAGCGGUUUUCGUGGUGACAAUGAUGACUCGCACGGCCUACAGAACAUGGGCAUGAGGGGAGGGGAUGGCUUGCGACCAGUGAGACGUGACCAUUUGCCAACCAGUGGCAACGACGACAAAGGUGAUGGCGGUGAUGGCGGUGAUGGCGGUGAGGGAACUGGUGAUGAGCACGCCACGCGAAGGAAGGGCAGCAAGCGGGAUCGCAGGGCGCGGUCACGCGGAAAGCACCGACACCGUGACAAGCAGCGCCACCCGCCGGGUACGCCCUCAGCGAAGCGUCCGUUCACCAUAGAUGACGCCGUCGAUCCUCUGCCAUCCUCCUCCAGCACAGCGCACCAGGGCGCCGAGCAGCAGCGAAAACGCGCAUCCUCCAGCAGCUCAGCGAGGGCCGCAUCAGGGCCUGCGUCAGCAACGGCAACGGCAGGACAGAGCCCAUCGCCACGCGCGCGGGAUGCCCGGGCCGCAUCCACCUCGGCGUUCACUUCCACCGCCCUGGGCGUGCGAGGCACCACCAUCACCAACCCCUCCUUCUCCUCCUCCUCCUCCUCCGCAGCCGCUGGAGCCAUCCGCGCUCAACGCAGGCGCAGCCGACGCCGCCGAGCCGUGUCGGCAUCGGCAUCAGAUGUGCACAUGCGGCCGCAGCCGCAGACAACGUGGGCCGGUGCUGGCGCCAGCAUGACCGCGGGCAUGCGAGAGGGUGACGCUAGGCGGGGUGGGGGUGACCACGAUGGCAAUGGCAAUGGAAGCGGGCAUGUGGGGUUACAGCGGGGGCACUCUGCGCCAAACACCGCAUCGCACUCAUCCUCCGUCUCUGCAUCAGCCGGCAUGGAGCGAAUGUCGAUGAAUGCGACCACCACGCCACCAGCAAUAUCGCAUGGGAAGCCUGACGUUGAGAAGAAUGGCGCGAAGCGCAGACGUGGGCGCGCGCGCGGCGGUGUCGGCAGUGGCGGGGCAGCAGCUGCUGCUGCACGGCAACGGCGUGGCAACGCUGUCGGGCAGCGUGCGAUGGACAAGAACAGCACGCGCCAUGGUGGGCGUGGUGCGGGCGCAGCUCAGGCCAGGCAGGGGCAGCGGGGCCAAGACGGCUCCCAGCACCGGAAUCGCCACUACUCCACGGCCAGUGCCAGCCAGGGCAGCGCGGCUGACACGGACGGAGAUGCGGGCGCAGAGUAUCCGCUGGAGAUGUUUGAGGCGGAGUGGAGGGACGCACGCGCGUGGAUGAUGCAGACGCUGCCCCAGCACGAGCACAUUCUCUUCAAGAAGGCAAGGCGGCGCCACAAGAACCGCAAGUACAAGGCAGUCUCGCGUAUGACGCACAAGGACCUGCGGGAGAGCCUGAGCAUCAUGGAGCACCACUACAGCCGCUCACGUGCGCAAGGGGCGCGGUUGCAGCGCGCCAUCAUCCAGCUUCUGCAACAGCAGCAACAACAACAACAGCAGCAGCAGCAUGUGCCUUGGGAUCGCAUGCUCGUGAGGCUUGGGCUGUGGGAAGACGACCUUGCCCCCACGCCCACAUCCAGCCAGAUUCUGUCUGGUGAGGUGGAGCAGGAGCAGCACCGGCACCAGGACCAAUCGCAGACACAUGUACAGGCGCAAGCAGAGCACGGUCACUCGGCCAUGCACGAUGGCGAAGAUGACGACACUUUUGCUGUAGUGCAUCUGCCUGUCAACGCCGAUGCAGCACACGCGGGGGCGAGUUCAGGCCACCACGACCAUGCCCGGGCUGAGCCCAACAGCGACAUGAAACGACCACAGAAUGAUGACACGGAGAAGCCUCUCACGGUUACCGCAGCUGAUGAUGACGAUGACGAUGAUGAUGAUGAUGACGAUGACGAUGAUGAUGAUGAUGAUGAUGGUAGUGGUGGUGGUGGUGAUGGUAGUGGUGACGAUGAUGAUGAUGGUGGUGGUGGUGGUGAUGGUGGUAAUCGCCGCUCUGGAGAGCUCAACACUGACCAUGAAGUUGAGAAUGACGACAAUGACAGUGAUGGUCGUGGUGAGAAUGUUGGUGAGAACAACGAUGGAAGCGAUACCAGUGGGAGUGCGUGCGAUGACAGCAGCAGUGGCGCCUUUCAUCAUAACACCGUCAAUGAUGAUGCUGGUGACGAUGACGAUGUCGACAGCGAGUGCGUGUGAGCUGCUGACCUACAUGCUCAUUACGGCCUGCACAGUGUGCAUCCUCCCGUCCUCCUUUCUCCUGUACAUAGCCAGUAGUCGAUAGUGGCUCCGUUCUUGCGCUUUGCCGCCUUGUUGCCUGACCUCCCUCCCGUUGUGGCAGUUUUAAGGCUUGUUCGUGUUGUUAGUGUUGUGGAUGAUGACAUUGUUACAUUACAUUUCUGAGCAGCUUGUUCUUGGUCUCUGCCGUUUCACCCGAGUCAGUCCCCUCGCGGGGUUUGCGCGCUCUCUUGAGCGUUUCGUUUUCUGCCCAGCAUUCAUCUUAUGCCUUCUCUACAGGCGUCCUUAUGCUUCCUAUGACCCUUUUUGUCUCUCUUAGUGUUCAGGUGGUUUUGUUUCCAGGUUUCCUUAUUUUUUCCUCUUUGCUCAGCCCCUUUAACCCUCCUUUACACCACGUUACACUUUGUUUUGGCCCGCUCGCCCGUCUUCUGUGACCAGUUUUGCUGUUGUUCUCGUUGACUGUGUUUUUGGGUGCGGCGCGCAAGCGUUGGGCUCGUUUCUGCUCGCGUGCGUUUCAGAGCGCACUUAAUUUCUGGGGCCGCCGCCUUUUGGCGCAUCAUGGUUUUGGCUGCAGCAGUGGGUUGUUGCUCUUAUAUUGUCUGCGCUGUUCUCAUCUCUUGCUUUCUUAUAUUCUCGUUGUUACAAUUCCCGCUUUGUGUUCGAGAGUUGUUGCUCCUCUUUCUGCGACAAAUAGACGACGCACACUCACACGCA